AUGAAAGGCUCUUCGAUCGUUCUGCUCUACGCCGCGACCUUGGCGUCCGGCAUGGUCAUGAACCCCAGGCAUGCUGCUGAGGCUCGCAUUGCCGUCCGUGGCGGCGGUGGUGACGAGGGUGGUGGUGACUGGUGGGGCCAUGGUGACCAUGGUGAUCACGGUGAUCACGAUGAUGACCACGACGGAGACCAUGGUCAUGGCGGUCCACCGGCAGAGACUACUCCCUGUGAGACGGAUGAACCUACUCCUACUCCUCCUCCAGUUGAGACCACCACUCCUUGCGAGACGGAGACUCCUCCCCCAGUGGAGACUCCGCCGCCUGUUGAGACCUCCACCCCGUGUGAAACUGAUACUCCCACACCUCCCCCGGUUGUGACCCCGACUACCACCCCGUGUGAGACUGAUACGCCAACUCCUCCCCCAGUCGAGACGUCUACUCCCUGUGAGACGGACACCCCUACUCCUCCAGUUGUGACGCCCACUACCACCCCGUGUGAGACUGAUACGCCUACUCCUCCUCCGGUUGAGACGUCCACUCCCUGUGAGACUGACACUCCAACCCCACCUCCUGUUGAGACUUCCACUCCUUGUGAGACUGAUACGCCCACUCCCCCUCCUGCCACCUCUACCCCGGUGUCUCCCACUACUCCCUGCGAGACUGAUACGCCCACUCCUCCUCCGGCGUCAUCAACUCCUUGCGAGACUGACACCCCUACUCCUCCUCCCGCAACCUCCACCCCAGUGUCCCCCACCACCCCGUGUGAGACUGAUACUCCUACUCCUCCCCCCGCCACAUCUACCCCGGUGUCUCCCACUACUCCAUGUGAGACGGACACACCCACCCCUCCCCCGGCGUCAUCUACUCCUUGCGAGACUGAUACGCCUACUCCUCCUCCCGCCACCUCUACUCCGGUGUCUCCCACCACUCCUUGCGAGACGGAUACUCCCACCGUUCCUCCUCCUGCCAGCACCACUCCAUGUGAGACGGAUACUCCCACCGUCCCUCCUCCUGCUAGCACCACUCCUUGCGAGACGGAUACUCCCACCGUCCCUCCUCCUGCUAGCACUACUCCCUGUGAGACCGAAACCCCGACAGUUCCUCCCCCGGCUUCCACCACGCCUUGUGAAACCGAGACUGUUCCUCCCCCUCCAGUCACUGUGACUACCACCUGGACUACCACCACAUGCCCAGUGACAUGGACUACCGUCUCGAGCGGAACGACAACCUACACGCACCCAGUGACCCAAACUAACACAAUCACUGUGACAUCCGUGUCUACCUGCACCGAGGGUUGCACCCAGCCUACGGUUCCUGUCGUCGUUCCUCCCCCAGUCCACACUACUUCCGUAGUUGUGCCUCCUCCAGUCCACACUACUUCUGUUGUCGUGCCUCCCCCGGUGCAGACCACAUCCGUGGAGGUUCCUCCUCCAGUCCACACUACUUCCGAAGUUGUGCCUCCCCCAGCGCAGACUACUUCUGUUGAAGUUCCCCCUUCUGCCACUGAGCCAGCUACCUCGGCUGCAUCCACCUCGCCAGUGUCCCCUGUGCAGCCCACAACUGCGGCCACUUCGGCAUCCUCAACCACUGCUCCUCCCGCCUCCUCCUCGCCUGCUUUCAACAGUGCUCCCGCUCAGUUCCAAAAGGGCAUUGCUGCCUUUAUUCCGGGCCUCGCCCUUCUGUUUACUUUGCUGUAA
This is a messenger RNA of Penicillium salamii, 1695 nucleotides long. The record is from the annotation of a GenBank genome assembly. NCBI's taxonomy places the organism in Eukaryota, Fungi, Ascomycota, Eurotiomycetes, Eurotiales, Aspergillaceae.